AUGGAAGUUAUAGUGAGUAGUGUUCAAGAAAUGGUUAAGAACCCAAUUCAUGAGAUCCCAUCUCCUUAUCUUGUUCAUCGAGAACCCUCGAUUUCAUCUCCUCCCGAACAGAAUUCGUUCGCACAAAUUCCUAUUCUCGACUUGAAAAUGUUGCUUGCUAAUAAAGAUAGCCAAAAGAGCUCCAAUCUUGAAAAGUUUCACUCAGCAUGCAAAGACUGGGGCAUAUUUCAGGUGGUGAAUCAUAGAGUGGAGCCUUCAUUGAUUGAGAAAGUGAAAAAUGAAGUGCAAGAAUUUUAUAAGCUCCCAUUGGAAGAAAGGUUGAAAUAUAAGACAAGGGCUGGAGAAGUUGAGGGCUAUGGCCCAACAAUAAUUGUUUCUCAAGACCAAAAAGUUGAUUGGGCUGAUAGAUUCUACAUGGUCACAAACCCAAACCAUAGGAGAAAAUCUCAUCUUUUGCCAAGUUUCCCCAAAUCUCUCAGAGAAACCCUAGAAGCUUACAUUUGUGAGUUACAAAAACUUGCCUCGGCUGUAUUUGGUUUGAUUUCCGAGGCGUUAAAGAUCGAGAAAGAGGAAGUUGAAGAGAUGUUCGAAAACGGGAUGCAGGCGAUGAGAAUGACUUAUUACCCGCCAUGUCCCCAGCCGGAAAAAGUUCACGGGCUAACGCCACAUUCGGAUGGGAGUGGAAUUACCAUACUUUUGCAGGUUAAUGGAGUUGAAGGUUUGAAGGUGAAAAAAGAUGGUGUUUGGAUGCCGGUGAAGUUCUUACCAAAUGCAUUUGUUGUUAACCUAGGAGACAUUGUUGAGAUACUAAGCAACGGACUUUAUAAGAGCAUCGAGCACAAGGCUACUGUGAAUCGAGUGAAAGAGAGGAUUAGCAUUGCCAUGUUUUUCAACCCUAAGUUCGAAGCUGAAGUGGGUCCCUCACGUUCGGUUAUAAACACUAUUAAGAAGCCACCGAUCUUUAGGCGCAUGGCUAUGGAGCAGUAUUUGAAAGAGUUUUUUUCGCGAAAACUUGACGGGAAAUCCUUCAUCGAAUACAUGAAAACGAAGAUAAGCAGGGAUACGUACGAUCGCCGUCCAGGUGGUAGUCUCUUCAACGGAAGAAAAGUGUUCGCGAUGGGUUGCUCGAAGGCUUCUCAAGUGCGGAAGGCCCUCUGGCUGCUGGUUCUCGAGUACAAGAAGGGAGGAGAGGAAUAG
Striga hermonthica is the source of this 1197-nucleotide messenger RNA. The record is from the annotation of a GenBank genome assembly. Lineage: Eukaryota; Viridiplantae; Streptophyta; Magnoliopsida; Lamiales; Orobanchaceae.